Messenger RNA from Aspergillus alliaceus, 1609 nucleotides. RefSeq lists its product as uncharacterized. The record is from RefSeq and is a predicted model, not a curated record. Lineage: Eukaryota; Fungi; Ascomycota; Eurotiomycetes; Eurotiales; Aspergillaceae. The transcript has 4 exons. Bases 162 to 1304 code for a protein of 380 amino acids.
AAUAAGGAUAUGACCAAAUCAAGGGAAUUAUCCAUAGUUAAAUAGAACAUGUGUUUACUAAGUAACAGAUAAGAUGCUUUUCAUGACACCUGAGCUUCAUCUGCCAUUACUCCUCCUUUUGAAUUGUCGCCGGACGGCGCGCUAUACGGCAUACUGGAAAGAUGGUCGAACUCGGGAUCUCGUUUGGAACCAUCAAAUCUCUCUUGAUCUUCUUCGCCCCGAUCAUUGUACCUCGGAUUAUCAACUUCUACCGGAGCACACGAGUCGCAUUAGCAUCGCGCCCGGCAUCUCGAGCGCUUCCUCCGAAUGCAUCGCGUGCCUUGAAUGUCCUCUUCUUUGCCACUCUUUUCUUCUUCCUCCUUAGCCUCCCUGUUAAUCCUCAUGCGCCGAGUCCAAAUAUCUUCGUUCUGACUCGUUCCCGCCUUAACACCCCAACAGACAUUGUCUUUAAUCGACUGGCGCGUCAUAGACUAGAGAACGCUCUGACGGAUACAGACACGUUACUACGGUCAAAGUUCACGUCUCUGGGGGCUAGAAAGGUGUAUCUACGAUUUGGGCCCGAAACGUUGACAGGAUGUCAGUUCUGCUCGCUUGAGAACAUCAACACCUACCUCUUGUACUACCUUCCUUUCCACACGCUGCUCCCACAUCUCUUCCACAUGGUUAUAGUGGGCUUGGUCACCUCAGCCCCGUUCGCAGGUCGAGAGGCGGCAAGCUGGCGCAACAAGUUCACGAUGGCCGGUCUGGCGCUCGCUUCUCUAGAUACUUAUAUCGUCUCCACCUACGAUCCAGUGCAGUCCGCAUCUGCUGCUGUUCGAGCUGGAGUCAGUCCCCCGCCCAGCUUGUACCAUCAGAUUACCCUGUUGCGGCCCUUAGCGUUCGCAAUAUUCGACGGCAUCUGCGCUUUCUUGAUUUAUGUGACGGCCACUAAUCGCUUCUUUUUUACUCCCCCCUCUCAAGCGGAGCAAGUGGACCAAUUAGUGGGCUCAUCACUGUCGGCUCUGUCAGGAGCCACUGCGAAGCUCCACGCGGUGAAUGUGGCCCGCAACGCUGUUGUCAGGGACAAAGUGUUGAAGGACCGAGAUGAUGCAUAUUGGCGGACAGUGGUUGCGGACUCCGCCAAAGUUGACGGUGGGGACCUAUCGGCCAAUGUCUGGGAGGAAGAAGAAGUGGUGCGAGCUAUGUCACAGGCGAUGGCAGGUCAAGGCGGAGUGGAUUUGGCUAAAUUAGGGAUUAGUGCGGCAGAGUAUGUGAAUGGAGUGACGGCAGGCUUGGAUAAUGACGCUGAACUCCGCGAGUCAUAGUAUUUGUUGCUCUUUUAUGUGUCAUAAUAUGUAUAGUAUGAUAAUCCAUAGCCAAGUUGCCGUAAGUUUAUUCCGCAGUGUAUGGAGUGUAAAACCAAACAUACACAUACCCACAAGAAAAAAAGAAAAAUUAAAAAAGAAAAGAAAAAAAUGGGUUUAUCUCUGAUGGCUUAUCGAGCCUUAACUGGGAACAAAGCAUCAUCCUCCAAUUGAUAGUCCCCUCGAUGAUCCUCAAGGGUCCAUUUGAUAUUAGUAGGAAACCAGAUGACCCAAGUGGUAGGUGUGGGAUAGCCUCUAAAACAAGC